Molecule: messenger RNA, 1314 nt
Organism: Cavenderia fasciculata
Lineage: Eukaryota; Evosea; Eumycetozoa; Acytosteliales; Cavenderiaceae
Exons: 3
Coding region: 1-1314 (437 amino acids)
Source: RefSeq, a predicted model, not a curated record
AUGAAAGAUUUAUCAUCUUUAUCUAUAGAUAUAGAUAAAUAUAAAGAAUUGAUUAGUAUUGGUUUGAAAUCAAUACAAUCAAGAACAUAUAGUAAAUAUGAUAAGAUAUUGUUUGUUGGUUCAAUUGCUGUACCUUUUUUAGUCAAUUUACCAAUUUAUGGAAUAAUACCAAAUAAUCGAGAUAAAAGGAUUGAAACAAUUUAUGAUAAUGCAAUUGCAAAGAUUAAUAUUGUUUAUGAAGAAGUUGAAACGCUAACUACCAAUACAAUUUUUGAAAAUCAAGAUAUAAAAGAUAUGGCAGCUUUUGCUGAAAAGAGUAAUAAGUUGUGUAGAAUAUUGGGUCAAAGAGAUGUGGUAUUGAUGUUGUUAAGAAUCAUUUUUUGUGCAGAGGAAAUGUUUGAAAAUAGUUAUAGUCAUAGAUUACCUCUGACUGAAGCAACUAUUCAUCAAUUAUAUACUAGUUUGGAUACUGAAAAUAUAAUGUUACAUUCAACUGAUUUAUUAAAUCAUAUUUUACCUUGGGUUUCAGAUAUACCAUUUGAUUUAUUUUAUACAGUAAUUCAUUAUCAUUUAACAUCACCAUCAAGUUAUCAAUUGAUAUGUUCAGUAUUGAGAACAAUGAUAUUGAACCAUGAUACGAUUCAACCAUUUAUAGAUGUCAAUAUUAUUAGUAUUGUUAAAUACUAUUUAGACAAUCAAUUCAAAUAUGAAUAUUCAUUGUUACAAGAUUAUUGGUUACAACUUGCUCGGAUUAUAUAUAAAGCUGGUGAUCAAUUUAAAACAACAGUAGAUGAACAAUCAUUUAUAGAUGAAUACUAUGACCAAGGUAGAUUUAAAUUAUGGUUACCAGAAGAAUUACGUCUACCACCUCAUAGUAUGUUAUAUGAAACAAUAACCGAUGCAUUUGGUUAUUAUUUUGGUUGGGUAAACAAGACUGGUUUAUUGGUUGAUCAAAUCUAUUCAAAUAAUCUAUUUUCAGAGGAUAUUUAUAGACGAUUAGAUUCUACGUUGACGAGAUAUUUGGGAUGUUCAAUAUUUGCAUCAUCAUUGUCACUUUAUUUAAUAUUUAUUCUUCAACCCAAAGGAAAGAUAUAUUGCAUUGCAUCGGCUCUAACAACAAUGGUCUUGUAUAGUUUUCACGAGCAACACGUCAAUCAUCAAAGAUUAAGUGGAAAGAUUUAUAAAUCUUUUCAAAAAUAUUAUCAAACUAAACAAUAUCAUAACGAUGAAAUAGAAUUAAUCACAAAUCAAAAUCAAAAUCAAAAUAAUAUUAUUAAUAAUAAAUCAGAUAUUUUAAAUUAUCAUUUUAAAUAA